CAGUCAUUCGUCGACUACGGUGGUGAGCGGUUCGAGUUUUUCUGGCCCUAGUAGGUGGGAGGCUUUCUACGCGCGGCUGCUCUACAAAGGAAUCCCGAAUUUCCCUUCUGUAAGCGACUUGGUCUCUCUCAUCCCUGGAGUUAUUGUGUGAGGCUGUGCUAACUGCAAAAAGCAUAGGGAAUUAUCACACAUACGCAUACCCUAUAGGAAAAUUAUUGGGAGUGCAACAAAAGUGGGCGAGGAACCAGUGAAGGGUGGAUACUUGCAAAAGGUUUAUGAAGUUAAUAAUCAAUCGAAUAUCAGACAUUUUUCGGGAUCACCAGUUGUAGAAUUUCGACGUAGACAGUUUUCUAAACAGUGAAAAGUGAACCUGUGGAAAGCAAUCAAAUCAAGCAGAGUUGUAUGGUGCUGAAUAAAGAUAUAUGUGACAAUUGUGACACAUUUUUUAUCUGAAAUUGACGAUCAGUAUUCAUAAGAGGACAUUUUGAUUUGUGGAGAUUGUUGAAAUCGAACAAGUGCGAAAGCUACGCUGACACAAUAGAGAAAAACUAGAGUUAUCGAUAAAAAAAAAACAAUUAGGAAAAAUCGUUUCCUUUGUGUUGGUGCAACUCCUAUCGUUGAGGUGACAAAAAGUGUUUAUUGAAAGAAGCAAAACGGUAUACGAUAGAUACCAGCCACAUCUACAGACAAUAUGUUGAUUAAAUUAGUAAAAAAGGAUUUUCCGUGCUUAAAGAAUGGAUUUAUAUAACAUUAUCUUCGUUUGAUAGAAAUUUUCCGAAUUUACUUCAGUAAGGUAAGACGAAUUUCAAUUACGACAAGACCAGUUAAGACGAAACGCAAUACCACCCUCAAUGCCUUCCCGUACAUACGACUUGUGGUAGCAGCAAUACAACGUUUGAUGGUGACGCUGGAUCGAGGUCUGUUGCGAAAUCUCGGUUGGGUUGAUUCAUUGAGCAAAGACCGUUGUUAGGAGAUGGUAUGGCCUCCGGGGCUACAGCACAGGCUAGCAGAGAAAAUGCACAGCGGUAGUUACAUCUCAGCAAAACACCCGGCCAUCCCGGUGUCGAUCGGCAUUGCGUCGAUCGUACUCGAGGGCCGACCAGCGAUCCUUGAUGAGAGCUCAGCACGUUCGGGCGAUAGCUCAACGGCUGGAGGGACGGGAGGCGGAGGUGGAGGAGGAUCUUCGGACGAAGAUGGUGGGUUUCGGUCGGUAGACAACUACAACGUAGCGGAAACACUCCAGUCGGAGGCUGAAUUGCUUGUCAACGAGCGACCCCAAUCGUGCAUGUCAGAUACGGCUCAGAGGAUCAAUCUGAAACUGCAGCAAAUUCGUGCCUGUCCCGGUUCGAGCAAGGAUGUUGAAAAUAUGGUAACCGUUGAGGUGGCCAGUUCAUCCGGAAUGGGUCGCCGUAGCGAUGACAGGGAUAGAUACUCUGGAUAUGGAGUCGAGACGUUCAUGAGGGAUUCGCACCCUAGUGAGACAACGUCGUUGCUGACCAGCGCUAAGGCUUGGGGUCGCGACCAUAUCUACAGUGGUUUCGAAAAAAUGAAGCUCUUGGGGGCCGUUUCGCCGAUCAAGGUACCGCCAGCAGCCGCGUCGUCGUUUAUCAAUUUUUCUUCCAAUGUUAACAGGAAGAAAUCAGACGCUGGUAUGGGAAGCUCGUUUACGGCACCGGGUUGUAACAAGCAGCGUGCCCGUGAAGGACCCCAUUGUGAACAGUUCCUAAAGAAAAUCGGCGUGAUAAAAGCGGAUCCCAACGAUGAAACGGAACAUAGUUGCAGUUAUAGGAACGAAUUCUGUCUACGUUGGCAGGCCUAUUUCAAACAACUGUCGUCAAUUCUUACUUGUGGAGAAGCAAUUUGCAUAGAAGUAUAUCUUGGACCGGAAAAUCACGCCAUUCUUUUAGAGCAAUGGAUUUUGAAACUAAAACUUAAAACAUCUGAAUCAACGAUGACACUACAAUCGCUAUGUGCUGCCAUCCGUAGUCAAUUAUACUUUUCGCAAAUAUCUGCCUGGACUGAUCUGAUUAAAAAUUCACUUGAGCCAGAAAUUUUCAACAAUCCACGCAUCAAAAAAGUAUCGACCAAUGAGCUUGGAGCAUCCAUGGGAGCCCCGAUUGCCAUCGGCGUUAGUGGUGAUGGCCACAAUGGAGGGGGAACUCCAUUGGCGUUGCCAAAGGCGAAGCUUGACAUUCUAUUUCGCAUCCGAGGUAACGACAACACCGCUUGCUUCAACGAUAACCCAAACGUGCACAACUUUCCGGACGCCAUCAUUGCUGACAACUACGUAAUAGAAGUGUGCUUAAAGAGUUUACCGCGCCUCGAACGGAUACCAAGUAUCAACGAUGAAAUGGAUGCCAAAAUGGAUGAUAUUCUGGUUAACGAUCGCAUGGAUUUGCCGUGCCAUGAAAAAGGGAAACAUCGAUGUGCUUUUCGAGAUGAAGAAGAAGAAGAUCCUCAAACCGGGGAGGACGAUUUGUCACUUGCUGCGGUUAGUCAUCGGGAAAAACAGUUGAUGAAGUACAAAAAACGUAUGAUGAAGCGAGAGAAGAAAAAGAAAUCUACAGCGCCGGAAAUUGCGAUAUCAAAGAGCAGUAACAGUCGUAAUGAAAUGGUAAAUAUGAUGGUUCCCCCACCUGUAUGCAAAUCACCGGCACUGAAUAUUCCAACUGUGAAUCAUGCCAGCAACUGUAGUAGCGCCUCGCCGUAUACUUCUUCAAUCAAUCUAAUCCAACCACCACUGUACUCGAAUUGCGAUGAUCUGUACCAACCAACCUCGUGUGCCAGCAACACGAAAGCAACUCAGACUGCCAUCUUCCUCAGCAGCAUGUCACAUAGUGGCAAAGUUGCAACAGUGGCCACCCAGACAGAUGCUAGUGGGUGUUGCUGUCUUUGUGCAGAGCAACAGCAACCGGAGUCGGCACCUGGUCAUGGAUCUACAAGCACAAACAGUGAUAGCAAAAUGCAAUAUAGUAAUAGUAAUUAUAAUCGUCGUGAUUACACUAGUGAUGACUGUGAUACAAGCCUACAGAUGGUAGCUGCCGUGGUCCACGAUGAGCAUUCGAAGCGCCAUCAUCUAGAAGAAGAAGAACCCCGAGGCCUUCGGAAAGCCGAGUUGCUCCUGCAGGCCAUCCAAAGGACGGCCAUCAUCAACGACUACCAGCGACCAUAUGUGGCACAUUUCAAAAACAAUAAUUACUAUAGUGGCAGUUACAAUGAUAACAAUAAUACUGGUAGUGAUACAGCAAAGUGUGAGCGAAGAGAAUGUGAUACUUUUACUUUCAAUAAGGAUGCCCUAGAUUUAGGAGACUGUCGUUUGUGCAAACGACAAAAAACGAAACAUAAUUUUAGGUUAGCCCUCAGUAAGUCGGAUAGUAGCAGCUGUAGCAGUAAUAGCAGCAGUACCAACAAUAGCCCUCCAGGUUGUCGUCGAACGCUAUCGGAAAGCUUGGUCGGCCAUUUCACCAUACCAUCCUCAUCGUCGGGUGGUGACGAUGAAACCGAUUUGGCUUCCUACCAUGCCAACGAAUUCAAUGAGCACCGCAACGGUGAGGACGAUCUCAGUGCCGCCCUCAGCAGUUCAGCUGGGGCGGUCGUCGAUAGUUUCGAGCAGCUAAAGAAAGGCUACCGUCGCGCUUUUUCGGAAGAUGUCAUCGAUACGAUCAAUCUGAAUAGUGCACUCGGAAUUAAUGGCCGAUCCUCCGGUGUCGCUAUUUCGGAUAACGGCAACGGUGAUGAUUGCGAGGAGGAAACGAAUGAUGUCACCUUUUCGAAAUGCGAAUGCCCGAUCAUGUUUGCUCAACCUUCCCCGGUUGACGUUAAGGGACGCCAUCGUUCGGUCUUUGCUACCCCGACUAUCGCAGGGAUACAGACAUCUACGCCAGCCAGCAGUACAAGCAAACUUCCUCUCUACGUGAGCUGCACGGAAAGCGACUACUCCGUGAGCACAGCUAGCAGCAUAUCACCCCACAAGAAACAGAUACUCAGCUGUACUGCAGUGGCCAGCAGUUCUCGCGCGGGCAAUAAAAUGUCGUCGUCUUCCUCGAAUUUCACCAUCCCCAAAAUCAACCUUACAAAUGUUUUCAACGUGUCACCACUUGCACGAGAAGAUUCGGGCUUUAUCAGCAGUUCCAGUCCGAUCCCUAUCGAUGGCAGUAUGUUCAACUUUCCGGAUCCAAUUAGCAGAUUGAACGUACAUAAAUCGAAUUCUGCUCCGACAUGUCAACUGUCACCAGGGUCACUAUCGCCAAGAUUUCUUCGUCAUGCUUACAAGAAUCAACGGACACGAUACCUUUCUGAACGCAGCUCUGUUUCGGAGCGCUCAUCCAUUGGUUCCGAUGAGCAGUUUUCCGACGAAGAAUAUCCCUACUUGAUGGAUUUUACGAACAACUCUUGCAACGGUCUCAAUUUUCAAAUCAGCCCCAACAAGCUCCCGGGCUCACCGCUGAAACUAAACCUUGCUCAACGACCGUUCAGCAAAUCUUUCAGCAAAAACCUCUUCAAAUUUGGCCGACUACCGCUGUUAGGCACUCUAGAAGAGUCGUUACUACAACGUCGAAUCACUCCAAAGUUCCAGGUGGCCGAAUUUAAGGUUCUACUUGGCGCUUCUGGUAGCUUCUGUCCGACGCAGCUAACAAUACCGGCAGCUUCGUAUUUCUACGAACUACCUGGGCAGCACCUAACCACACCUUAUGUGUGUGAACUACGUCUUCCAAGGAAAGGUUACUCUAUCCCACGGCAGGGAACGGUACAGGUUACAUUGCUCAAUCCACUAGGCACCGUAGUGCGUAUGUUUGUAGUUCCGUAUGACUUCCGCGAUAUGCCAGCAGUGUCCACGACGUUCAUCCGCCAGCGGAUACUGGCAUACGAGGAUACCAACAAGGGUACGGCAACACCGGACACGUUGGGCAGUGCUAGCGGCGUCGAACAACUCAGCAAUGCUGAACAGAUGAAGCUGCUACGAUAUGCAAUCCACUUGAGAUUCCAAACGUCUCGCUCAGGAAAGCUCUCGCUGCACACCGACAUCCGGUUGUUGAUCUCCCGUCGCACAGACUGUGAUACGGCCGCGGCCCACGCCAAGAACCUACUGGAGGCUCCCAACGAGCUCAAAGUGGUCACCAUCGUACCGGAGAAUCCCAAAUUUAGCCUACGGGUCGACAAGCAGUAGUUUCGCCGUGAUAGUGGAUGGUAGGGAACCGAUUCUCAUUCAAAUCGCACCCACGUUCUGGUCAAGUCAGUAGCCACGAUAUAGUUCUAUUUUAAACCGUUGCGUCCGUGUUGUUCCUCCGGGAUGUUUCUUUUUUUAGAUUCUAACUGUUCGUUUAUUUUUAUAAUUGAAAAUGAUCAUGUUUUCAAAUUUUUAAUUCGUUCCCGAUAUGGCAUUGUGAUUGUGAUCGCUACUUUUUAAUUUUCGGAGAGAAGGGGUUCUCGUUGCUAGUCAGGGUGUACUAUAAAAUGUGGAAUGUGAUUUUGGGAUCUGGCAACGAGGUAUCUGCUCGCAUGUAAAUUUAUUUUUAUCGAUCUGAUCUAUAUAAAAAUACAUUUGUUGUGAAUUCUUUUGUUGGUAAAAAUAUAUAUACAUACAUUUGAAGUAAA
Messenger RNA from Armigeres subalbatus, 5595 nucleotides. It is a transcript of the gene atos, whose product is annotated as protein Atossa. Lineage: Eukaryota; Metazoa; Arthropoda; Insecta; Diptera; Culicidae. The transcript is spliced from 8 exons. Bases 974 to 5167 code for a protein of 1397 amino acids. The record is from RefSeq and is a predicted model, not a curated record.